AUGGCUCUCGCCCUCAUUCUUCUGGUUGUGUACUGGCAUUUGGGGCCAGGGUGCAGUGUAAGCUCACCUGAAUGGUUCAGCAACAUUACUACAGACCUCUUCAGCUUGCCAGGAGACAUAAUGCUCGGAGGGCUUUUUCCCAUCAACAAACAGCCAAACAACCUCAGCUUUCUUAAUGAGCCUGACAACAUCAAAUGUGAAAGUUUAAAUGAAUUUGCACUUGGCCUCGUUUUGGUGAUGAAAUAUGCAGUGGAUGAGAUCAACGGAAACCAGAGUCUGCUCCCUGGUGUCAAGUUAGGUUAUGACAUUCAUGAUACAUGUGGAGUUUCUUCUGUUGUUGUGAAAGCUACUUUCUCCUUCCUUACUGCAAAAUCAAGUGAUGCUCUCUCCGUGGAAUGUAAUUACACUGACUAUGAGACCAGCAUGUCAGCUGUGAUUGGCCCAUUAACCUCAGAAAUGGUGUCAGUUAUUGGAAAACUCCUGGGAUUCUUUCUAAUUCCACAGAUUAGUUAUGGUGCCACCAGUGACAAAUUCAGUGACAAACUUGUCUACCCAUCAUUCUUCCGUACGGUACCCAGUGACAAAUGGCAAGUGGAUGCCAUGGCACGUCUCAUGCAGAGGUUUAGCUGGAGCUGGGUGGCAGUAGUAGGUAGUGAAGAGGAGUAUGGACAGCAAGGUGUGCAACAGUUCUCCAAACUAGCAGAGAAAAUGAAUAUCUGCGUGGCCUAUCAAGGCCUGAUUCCAGUAUACACCAACCCUACAAGUGCUGUGACAACCAUUAUUAACAACAUCAUAGCAACUGAGGCCAAAGUGGUAAUAGUGUUUGCUCUUACAGAUCCAACUGUGUUAUUUUUUCAACAGGUUAUCAGGAGGAAUGUAACAGGUGUGUGGAUUGCCAGCACGAGCUGGGCCAGCCAUCAAAGAGUGGCCUCUCUCCCCAACAUACACACAAUUGGUACAAUCAUUGGAUUCAUCGACAAGACAGACACCCUUGAUUUGCUCACUAGCUACACAGAGAAGCUCUUCACCAAAAUGAGUAAGGAGAGAGCAAAUAUGUCCCCUGCACCACUAAAGCCUGGCAAUCCCAACAAUCCCUGUCCACAGUGUUGGAACUUGUCACCUGAUAACAUCAGCUUGGUGACUGAUCUUGCAGUGCAAAGAUCAGCUUUUAGUGUGUAUGCUGCUGUCUACAGUGCAGCACAUGCACUGCAUAACUUGCUUGAGUGCAAUUCAGUUGCUUGUAAGUGGGAAUCCAACACCAAAAUCUAUCCCUGGAAGCUGUUGGAGGUUUUCAAAACUACUUCUUUUGACAUAAAUGGUAACAAAUUACAGUUUGAUGAAAAUGGCAACCCAAACAUGGGGUACUCUUUAAUUCAGUGGAUCUGGAAAUCCUCAAGUUUUGAAUUCAGAAAUGUUGGAAAUUACCAGCCACAGAAUCUUUCUGUUGACCAAUCCCUCAUCAAAUGGCACACUGGGGACACAGAGGUUCCUAAGUCUACCUGCUCAGCAGCAUGUGGCACAGGCCAGGUCCGCAGAGUUAAAGGCUUCCAGUCCUGUUGUUUUGACUGUAUUGACUGUUUGCCGGGCACUUACCAGGCAAAUGAGGAGGACAUUCAGUGUACCAUGUGUCCUGAACGUCAGUGGUCCUUGUACCGCAGUACUAACUGCACAGAUCCUGUUUAUGAUGUUUUGGCAUGGGACACACCCGAGGCCCUACAAAUGAUCCUGGUAGGGAUUGUGAUGCUGUUGUGUCAGGGCUCAGUGGGUGUCAUCUUCCUGAUGCACCGGGGGACUCCACUAGUUAUGGCAUCAGGAGGAGCCCUGAGUUUUGUGGCUCUGCUCAGCCUGAUGGGAGCCUGUUUAAGCCUGCUACUCUUCCUGGGGCAGCCAGGGGACACAGUGUGCCAUCUUCAACUGCCCCUCAUAUCCAUUUUCCAAACGCUCCCCCUCUCCAUCAUCAUGUCCAUCUCACUUCAGGUAUUCUUUGUGAGUGAGUUCCCUGAAACAGCUGUCUCUCACCUGCACACAUUAAGGGGCCCUGGAAGUUGGCUGUUGGUGUUGAUCUGCUGUGUUGUGCAGGCAGGCCUUUGUGGCUGGUUUGUUCAGGAAGGACCCUCUCUUUCUGAACAUAUCCAAAAUGUAAAAGUAAACUUUGUGAGAUCAUUUCUGACAUGUCCAAUAUCUUCAACUAAACUUGCAUUAAUGCAAGGUUUGAAUGGUGCAAUGGCUCUUGUAUCAUUCAUGUGCACCUUCAUGGCUGUGAAACCGCUUCAUCAGUACAACCUUGCCAGGGACAUCACCUUUUCCACGCUGAUCUAUUGUGUAAUUUGGGUGAUCUUUAUUCCAGUCUACACAGGAAUUAGUGCUUCUGUCUUCACUGGGUCAAAGGAUAUGUCUAUUGUCCAUGUUUAUUUUGGCCUGGCAGGCAAUUUGGGGCUUGUGGUAGCCUACUACUUUCCAAAGUGCUAUCUCCUGUUAAGAAGGCCUGAUUUCAACACACCAGAACAUUUUUGUACAUUUCUAGAGGGUGUUCCACCAACAGCAGCUGAGGAGGAACCACAGCCAGAGCCACAACCAGAGAAAUAAAUUUGCUCUCUUACAAUGUAAUUUCAUUAAUUAUGCUAGCCAUUAAAAAAUUAUAAAAAAUAUUUUUAUGAAGCAAAAUCACACUUGCAUGCUUUGCUUAUGAAAUUUGCGUGUGUAUUUUGUAACUUAAAACUAACAGCUACUAUUACAAUGAUCUUAUUAAAAAUGUGUACUGCUUGUGUAUUGAUAAUAUUUUUGUAAAC
Molecule: messenger RNA, 2789 nt
Organism: Melanotaenia boesemani (Boeseman's rainbowfish)
Lineage: Eukaryota; Metazoa; Chordata; Actinopteri; Atheriniformes; Melanotaeniidae
Product: taste receptor type 1 member 3
Exons: 8
Coding region: 1-2586 (861 amino acids)
Biological process (GO): sensory perception of umami taste; sensory perception of sweet taste; G protein-coupled receptor signaling pathway
Cellular component (GO): membrane
Molecular function (GO): G protein-coupled receptor activity
Source: RefSeq, a predicted model, not a curated record